Messenger RNA from Scaptodrosophila lebanonensis, 587 nucleotides. RefSeq lists its product as uncharacterized. NCBI's taxonomy places the organism in Eukaryota, Metazoa, Arthropoda, Insecta, Diptera, Drosophilidae. The record is from RefSeq and is a predicted model, not a curated record. The transcript has a single exon. Bases 14 to 466 code for a protein of 150 amino acids.
GGAAUUUGAGGUUAUGCGCGAUCAGUACGAGCAGCGCAUCCAGCAGUUGGAGCGUGAGGUUUUUGAGUGCCGGCGGAAUUGCAGGCGCCACAGAAGCCCAAAAGCCUCGAAGCCACCAAAAGACGACAAUAUGAAACAUACAGACAAAGGCAAUGAUCAACCAACACAGCAGGAAGCCACAGAGCCCCCGACAGCUAACUAUAUCGAGACUGAGAACUCUCUGGUUUGGCACUACGACAUGAGCGAGUUUCCAUUGGCGAACGUAGGAGUGCGGCUCAAGCACAAACAGGUUUGUUUGCAUGCGCACCGCGAGGAGGGCGCUAAUUAUUUUGAAAUCAAACGAGAAUUCCUCCUGCCCGCACACGUGGAUAAGUCCAUGCUAAGUGCCAGCAUUACCCGCGGCGGUAAUUUGACCAUCACGGCACCCCUGAAGUCACACACUCGCCAACGUACCCAGAAGAAGUGAAACAACCGCCAACUUUUCUUAAUAUUACUUGCAGAAUAUAUUUCUUUCAUAAAUUGUAUCAUUAAUAUUUUUUGUUAUUUGUUCGAAAAUAUUGUGAAAUAAUAGAUAAUUUUUGAUCAAA